AUGUCUAUAAGUGUGACGCCAACUUCGAUAGCGCUAGCCUCAGUUGAUCGUUUACUGGUGAUUGCGGCAAAAAAGUUUGAUUCCAAUAGCCCGAACUCUUUAUUUGACAAGGAAUUCUUAAAUCGCAUAUUUGUGGCACCUUGUUCUACUGAGAUUGGCAUUGUUGAUCAGCACGUUUUUCGCGUGUUGCUUGAUAACAUUAUAACAUCAAAUACGUUUUUAUCUGAUUGUCUACCUGCUUCAAGUUCAACAAACACAACAGCUCCAUCUGUAUCUGUUAAUACUGAUACAUUUCAAAAACAGCAAGGAUUUGACAAUCAACAACUGUCAGGGUCUUUAUCAGCUCGGAAGUACGACCUCCAACUGAAAGGCGAUUUCUGCGCGUACGUAAUUCGACAGCAACUGAAAAACUGUGUCAGAGACCCAACAGCAACUUCUAUACGUCUUUUUUAUCGUUUUGUUGAAGUGUUAGAAGAAAGAUUAGUGGAAAUACGGUACAAUCUACUCGGGCGUUUUCUUGAAACUAUCCUUGUUUCGUUGCUAUCCGUUGAUCUUUCUAUUCAAGUGCUUGUUGGCCUUAUUCUUUUUUCCUCCUCACUUACGCCACAAAUUGCCAAAGGACUUGGCCAGUAUCUUCGUGACAUUCUUGCAGCAAUAUUUGAAGCUACCAGAAAAGACAAUUCAACAGUCUUUGAUUGUGCUUUAUCGACCGAAUUUAUUCAUCAGCUUUUUACGUCCCUUUUUUCAACGCAGGUUAUUGAAUUUGUUGCGAUUGAUCGACAAUCUGUCAUUAGCUUUCUGAAAAUUUUUGAAAAAGAGCUUACUUUACGUGGUGUUGCUUUAAUAGGAACUCUCUCGCCACUCCAACUUAUUUUGACAGCUACAUCCGAAGGAGGUUCUAAGGUACCAUUAUCAUUAGUUGGAAGUGAACAUCUUUCACCCUUUGAUUACGUUGAUCUGGAAGAUAAAGAUCUCGAUGAUAUAAUGGAUAGCCUGGCUUAUCAAAAUCCGAAUUUACUGGCGCAACAGAUUCAGGAAAUUGGUACAACAUUUACAUCAAGUGUAAAAUCGUGUCGGCAGCAUUUGAUCUCACUAAAUUCUGGGGACGGAACAAGUUUAAAUGCUGUUAAUCUUUCUCGAGUUAUUGUGAUGAUGAUAAACACAUGUUCCGGCUCCAGUAUACAACAGCCGGUACAACCAAGUGUUUUAUGGGAUCAUCGUUCUGGGAGUGUUGCAGCAAUUGGGACAAGUUCUUCUGCAGAAAGUUUGUCAACAACCACUAGUGUUCUGUCUGAAAAUUCUGCGAGUGCAACCAUAAGCUCAACAUCACAAUCGAUGCAACAGAUUGCUUGGAAUGCCAAAAAUUUUGCAAACGCGGUUCGGGAACUGGCACCAAACUUAAAUUGGUCGGAAAUAGUAAUGCACCUUGAUCAAACAAAUUUUAUUGUACGAACAAAAGCUCAGCUGCAGUUACUAACUACAAUUUUGUUAGAGGGCCUUGGUUCUAAUCCUUUUCCGAUAGGAUUGUUGUAUCGUGAAUGGAAUUUCCACAAAUACGGCCAGUUAUCAUGGAUUGAACAAAUAUUACAAAAUCCUGAUGUAUUUUGCUUUUCUGACUAUCCUCACAAAGCGGUGAAUUUGACUCCAUUGAAAGUACAGCCGGAGGAAACGCGGGAAUUAAGUAACUGGCGCUGUUUGGAUUUGGUGGAUACGUUAAUACGAUUAGGUGAAGUGAGAAAAUUGGUGAAUGGUGUGAUGAAUAUUUUGCAUAAACCAACUAGUGCUUGCCCGGAUGUUUUAUUGCUAGCUUUAUUGCAAAUGCAGUUGCCUACGUCAAAUUUGCGCAUUCACCUAAUGCAAAUGCUCAUACCAACGUUGAUUGGAAACAAUCCGAAUGCUGUUCCAGUAUUGAAUGUAGUUUGGAAUUGCGAAGACAAAGUACAACUGCGGACAACGAUUUUAACUGCUCUUUGCAGUUAUUAUAUGAAAAAUCCAGAUGAUCAGACAAAAUUAUCCCGAAUCUUGGAAGUAGCUCAUGAACUUAAACCGGACGGCUUAGCUGAACUAUUCAAUGUUCCACAAUUUCCUUUUACAAUUGAUUUGGCUUGUUUGGCUUCGAGAAGAGAUUUCUUGAAGUUAGAUAAAUGGAUUGAUGAUAAAUUAGCAGUAUAUGGAGAUGCGUUUGCUUCACAGCUUAUAUGUUACAUACGUCGUCGGUUACCAGCAGGCAUGGUAAACAGUAGUGUAUUACCGCAAGAGACAAUGAGAGUGUUAUUGAACGCCCUUUCAAGGACGACCUGUAUGUCCAGUACAUCAGUCAACGAUUUAUCCUCGCUUUGCUGUCAGAUACCCGGGCUGAAAAAUGGAGAAGGACGUUUGUCAGCUAUAUCAACCUCUCGAACACAAUUAAACGUAGCUGGAACUGCACAUUCAUCAACUUCGAAUGUGUUUGGCAGUGGUAUGGGAGGGCCAUCGGUGCCAGUACAACAACCUUCGGGCAAUUUUGGUAAUUUUCCUUUCGGAACAACAGGAUUUGGUGCAUCAAAUAGAGAUAUGCUUGCAGCUGCACAGCAAAUGCAAAAUCGACAACAGCAACAAGGAAAUUUGCCUGGAUCAGUGCAAAUUUUUGGAAGCGGCACAGGAACAAAUCUUUGCGUACCAGGCUCUACUACGGCGCCGUUUCCGCAAGCAAAUGAAUUGCUUAAAGCGACGAAUGCAGCUAACAUUUUGCAACCGAAUUUUAAUGGAAGUCAUGCUUUGUCAAUGUCGCCAUCCGGGCAGAUGAUGAGGACAGGUUUUAUGAGCAGUGGAAUAUCAACCACACAAGCGCGGCCAGUACCUGGAGCUGGAGGACCUGGAUGGAGCAUGCCAGUGGGUAUACCAGGAACUGGUGGUGUGCGAGCAACACCAGGGUCUGGUACUGGACCUUCAUCAACUCUUGAUUUCCGCAUGCCUCCUGGUGCCCCUGGUUCAGCAGGAAGUGUGUUAAAUGGAAACAAUUCGUUUGUGCAUAACGCAUCCGGACAACAACCGCAGCAAAAUGGUAGUUCGCCAGGUCGUAUUGCUGUACCCCCUGCACCUAUGGACGAUCUUACAUCUGUACAAUUCAGUGAAGAAAUUCAGAAUGAGGCAAAUAUGUACUUUCAGCAAAUAUACUCUCAACAUAUGCAAAUGCCGGUUGCUGAUUUUGUUGAACGCUUGAAGCAGUUUAAAGCAUCAAAUGUGCAACGGGACAAGGAUAUUUUGGCAUGUGUGGUUAAAAAUUUAUUCGAAGAAUAUCGAUUUUUUCACGAGUAUCCUGAACGGGAGUUAAGAACAACCGCAGAAGUUUAUGGCAGCAUUAUUCGUGAGAGUGUCAUCUCGAACUUGCAAUUUGCUACCGCAGUGAGGAAGGUAAUAGAAUCAUUGCAAGCAGAACCGGGUAGUAUGCUUUGGACAUUUGGAAUCGUAGCACUGAAUGCAUGUCGAACAAAAUUGAGUUUGUAUCCUAAAGUAUGUGUCAUGAUUGCUAACCAACGGAAUUUCCAGCAUUUUCCACAGAAUUUAAAGGAUUACGUUAGCAGCGGCAUACAGGGACAACAGCCUCAUGUUCCUGGUCGCGAAACACCGAAUUGGCAGCCGCAGCAACGAACAACAAGUGAUAUAAACCGAGCCUUAGCAGCACGUUCCGGUUCAUCAGUACUUUCUGUUACUAGCGUUGAUACAUUGGUUAAUGCAACUGAAAAAGAAGGUAAUCAGAUAAAGCAGCCAUCAGAAACUGUAAUGGAAAAAGUUGCAUUUUUGUUCAAUAAUUUAAGCCAAAUCAAUCUUCCAAAAAAGGUCGAAGAAAUAAAAAGUAUGAUCGAUGAGUUGGAUGAUGACUUCAUUCGAUGGUUAGCACAAUAUCUGGUAAUGAAACGUGUUAGCAUUGAACAGAAUUUUCAACCUCUCUACAAUCUCUUUCUUUUGGCAAUCGAAAAUAGGAAGCUAGAAGAAUUCGUGAAGCUGGAAACUUUUCGAAACAUAAAAAUUCUUUUGCGGAGUGACAAACGACAAGCAGCGACGAACUUUGGCGAUAGACAGUUACUAAAAAAUCUCGGCUUAUGGCUGGGUGCGAUUACAAUCGCCCGUGAUCAUCCUAUUGUUACAUCGGAUUUGGAUAUGAAAUCCCUUCUUAUGGAGGCUUAUUACAAAGGACAGCAAGAACUUCUGUUUGUCGUGCCCUUUAUCGCGAAAAUUCUUGUUUCUUGUAGCAAAAGUCAGAUCUUUGGUCCAAACUGUGCCUGGAUAAAAGCGAUCUUCAAAAUUUUGGCCGAGCUUCACAACCAACCAGACUUGAAAUUAAACUUGAAAUUCGAAAUAGAAGUACUCUGUAAAGAAUUGGGUGUUGACCUAAGCAAGCUUACAAUAGAAGAUGUGUUGAAAGAUACCGAGCGUUUAAUAAGGCUUCCACAACAAUUAGGCGAUCUGAAGAUGUUAAAACCACCCGAGUUGCAGAUGGCGGCCUCACCUGUCCCAGCAGUACGUACCAAUUCUGAAGCUUCUGGAGAAAUUGUUGUAGCAGGUAUACCACAAACAGCAACUGCUGAUGUUGAUCAUUUGAUUGGCAAUUUGUCAAACAUCACUAUGCCGAGAAGUCAAUCUCCAAGUGGUACACAAGUACAAACACCAGCUCAUUUUCACUAUCACGAUAUAAACAUUGUUUCCUUUGAUGGUCUAACACCUCAUUUAAAGCUAUCAGCUUCACUGCCUUUGUUUCAGCUGAAUCCACAGUUGAAGCAUGUUGUCCGGCCAGCAAUUAGUCAUGCGAUUAAAGAAUUGAUUGGACCAGUUACUGAACGGGCGAUCCGGAUUGCUAUGCAUGUUACAGAACAUAUUUGCAAGAAGGAUUUUGCACUAGAGCCCGACGAGCAAAAGAUGCGUCGUGCUUCACAGCACAUGAUUCGAGCAAUGACAGCGGGGAUGGCAUCCAUAACAUGCAGAGAGCCACUAUCUUCAACUAUCCUGGGAUUCCUCAAAACGGCGUUCACAAAUUCUUUACGGUGCAGUAUUACACCUGAACAGCAAAAAUUAAUCGAUGAAGCUGCAACAACGAUUGCGGAAGAUAACGUGGAACUGGCAACAAAUUUUAUAGUCAAGACAGCAUGCGAAAAAGCUACGCCGGAAAUGGAUAAACGUCUUGAAUCCGAAUUUACUACUAGAAAGCAAUAUCGUCUUGAAAAUCGACAGUAUGCUGACCCUGUUGCCCUUGCUCGCGCUCAGCAGAUGCCAGAUAAAAUACGUCUUCGUGCUGGAUCGGUUACAAAUCAACAGAUGGUUGUUUAUGAUGAAUUUUCCAGCCGGAUUUGUGGUUUCAAACCAACGACAGCCGAAGAUAUGAUAGUCGAUUUCAGUGUUAUGAAAUCAUCUACUCCAACCGGCAUGCAGCCAGUGAUUCAGCAGCCUGGAAUGGAUAAAGAAGUGGAGCAAUUUGUGACGGCUUUACAAGUGCUUGUGCACGAUAUUGAUUCAAUAUUAUCCGCUUAUGGUGUACCAAACUAUCGAGCAAGUGCUGCAAUUGCUAAUAUUCGUGACGCAAUAUCGCAAUUGGCAUCUAAUCCACGUGAACCAAUCCAAAUGCAUAAUUGUAUACAGCGUAUUGUUGAGCAAGUUUUGUGUUCCUACAGAAAUGCAGAAUUCCAACAACAUCAGUUGUCGCCUCCAGAAAUGGAUUGGAAUCGCAGGUUGAAGGACGUAUUUCUUCAACUUUGUCGUGUUCUUCUAACACAGAUUCCGUUGGGUGACUUAGCUCGUCGUGUGACUCGAGUGAUCGUGGAUUGCAGAUUAGAUUAUCGAUUCAAUGUUGAUGCUAUGGAUUUGCUUGCGAAACACAUGCUUAUCCAAAUGAAUGUUUAUGACCAAAAUUUGGCGAUGUUGAUCGAUAGCGGCAGCAAUUUUGAAGCUUUAAUAUUUGCUCAGCGAUUUUUAAAACUAUUAACAAUGAAUAAUCCAACGCAUUCGCGACAAGCAGUUUCUGAAUCAAUGCCUCUCACGAUGGAACAAUUAGCUAAGGCACAACAGUUCGGACAGAACAGGCCAACUCCUGAAAGCUUUGCAACGGCAGCGAUACCGCUUAGUAACGAAGUGACACUUAUUGGUUCACGGGGCGUUACAUCACUUCCACCACCUUCCACCAUGGCUGAUCGCGUGCAUAACAGCCUACCAGUAGCGCUUGCUGCAUCAGUGCCACCGUCUGGUCCAAUUGGAAGCGGUGCGCAUCUUCGAGGUGAUAAUAUGGAAGAUGGUGCCGAGUUACAGAGCAAGGUAGAAAUGAUAUUGCGAGAAUGGAUACAGCUUUGUUAUACACCGCAAGCACAAAAAGAACCUCAGCAAGCUCUUGCGCAAAUUGUUCAUGUGAUGCAUGAACAAGGUGUUAUAUCAACAGAUGAGAUGAUCACACGAUUCUUUCGUUUAUGUACCGAAAUGUGCGUCGAUGUAUCUUAUAGGUUAAUAAAGAACGAUGUAAGCGGCCAUCCGACGACCGUUGUACGACAGCGGUGCUAUUAUACACUUGAUGCUUUCGUCAAACUCACAUGUUUAAUGAUCAAACACAGUGAUGGGAGUCAAUAUCAAACGAAAAUUAAUUUGUUGAAGAAAGUUUUGAAUAUCAUCACCAACGUAUUACAUUUGGAUCAUGAGGUCCGCGGUACUGAUUUCCAUGCGAUGCCGUAUCAGCGUAUACUAAUCAUCAUGUUCAAUGAACUUACCGCUCUAGACCCUGCCUUGGAUGUCAUUUCAUGGCAUAUUUUAGAGGCUUUUGGGCAGGCUUUAUUUAUCCUACAGCCUCGACGAGUUCCGGGUUUUGCUUAUGCCUGGUUAGAUAUUAUUGGGCACAGAAAUUUCAUUGGUCGGCUAUUAAAAGACAGUACAGAACCGAUGAAAACAGCUGCCAUGUAUACUCAAUUGAUCAUAUGCCAUUUGAAAUUUUUGGCUCCAUUCCUGCGUAAUAUUCAACUUCCUAAAUCAAUUGCCAUGAUGUACAAGGGUACUCUUCGCGUUUUGUUAGUGAUUCUGCAUGAUUUCCCGGAAUUGCUUUGCGAGUAUCAUAUUGUUAUCUGCGAUACUAUACCACCAAACUGCGUUCAAUUGCGUAAUCUUGUACUUAGUGCAUAUCCAAAAAAUAUGCGACUACCUGAUCCGUUUGGUUCAAAUUUGAAAGUUGACAGCUUGCUAGAAAUGACUCAAGAACCAAAAAUGAAUAUCAAUAUGGCUGCGAUUAUUCCGCCUGAUUUAAGAACGCAACUGGAUGACUACUUAAAUACUCGCUCCUCAGUUGAUUUUCAUGCUAAUUUGCCAAGUUUAUUGCAGGUUAGUAACAUUGCUGGUUCGAAGUAUAAUACAACGGUCAUGAAUGCAGUUGUUAUAUAUGUGGGAAUGCGUGCAAUUCAAGCAAUUCAUGAGAAGCAACAAUGCAUCACAAUGACUACAAUCGCGCACACUGCAUAUAUGGAUAUUUUUCAGAAUCUGGCAGUAAGCUUGUGCACUGAAGGACGGUAUUUGCUGUUCAAUGCUAUAGCAAAUCAAUUGCGUUAUCCGAACAGUCAUACGCAUUAUUUCAGCUGCACCUUAUUAUACCUGUUUUUAGAAGCGAAUACUGAAGUAAUACAGGAACAGAUUACGCGAAUUUUGUUCGAACGUCUUGUUGCUUUACGUCCUCAUCCGUGGGGUUUACUGAUUACAUUCAUUGAGCUGAUCAAAAAUCCAAGCUACAGUUUUUGGAAACAUGAUUUUGUGCGAUGUGCUCCGGAGAUUGAAAGGCUUUUCCAAAGUGUGGCAAAUUCUUGCAUGGGUUCAAAUGCACGCCACAUAAAUACAAAUGCAUCACAUGCAUCGCAAUUACCAGCAGGCAGCAGCCCGCAAACUAUACAAAAUGUUCAGUGA
Molecule: messenger RNA, 7899 nt
Organism: Cercopithifilaria johnstoni
Lineage: Eukaryota; Metazoa; Nematoda; Chromadorea; Rhabditida; Onchocercidae
Source: the annotation of a GenBank genome assembly